Molecule: messenger RNA, 807 nt
Organism: Clonostachys rhizophaga
Lineage: Eukaryota; Fungi; Ascomycota; Sordariomycetes; Hypocreales; Bionectriaceae
Source: the annotation of a GenBank genome assembly
AUGGCAAUCACCUACAUUGAGACCGACGGCGGCAAGCUUGCAGUGGAGGUCGAGGGCCAGGGUCCGCUUGUCAUCUGCUCGCCUGGCAUGGGCGACACCCGAGAAGCCUACGCCCCGAUGGCUGCUCAGCUCGUGGCCGCCGGCUACCGCGUGGCCCGCGUCGAUCUGCGUGGACACGGCGACAGCACCGCAAACUUCAACCGCUACGGCGACGAAGCGACCGCCGACGACUACCUCACAAUCAUUCAAACACUGGGCGCAGACCGCGCUGUGCUCGCAGGUGCCUCGAUGUCGGCCGCUGCGGCUUACAUUGCGGCAGGAAAACAGCCUGACAAGAUCGCCGGCCUGGUACUGAUUGGAGCCUUCCUCCGCAAUGGUGGGAGCAAGAUGAUGCUCUACGUCUUACGUAUGGCACUCCUACAGCCUUGGGGGCCUACUGUAUGGCGCAGUUAUGCCUCUGGCCUCUGGCCUGGUCUUGGCGAGAAGGCGGCGGCGGAGCGCGCGGCCACGACAACUGCAAUGCUGACGCGACCGGGGAGAUGGAGCGCCUUUCGCUCCACCGUGGCCGGCUGCGACCAUACUGUGGUUGAGCCCUAUCUUGGCAAGGUGAAGGUGCCAGGUCUGGUCGUCAUUGGCGAGUCCGACCCGGACUGGUCUCAGCCUUUGGAGGAGGCCAAGUGGGUUGCAUCCAACUUCGAAGAUGUUGAGACUAUUGCCGUGACUGGUGCUGGUCACGCCCCUCAGUUUGAGAAUCCUGACGUUGUCACACCAGGAGUUAUUUCCUUCCUGAGCAAGAUAACUUUUUAG